AUGCAGCGUAUCUUCAUUAAUCCUACUGAUCAAAAAGCUCCUACACGGGAUUUGUCUGCCUCGAUCAUCCCCCCGGAUGUCCUGCCUCCCUCCAAGACAACGCAGUCUCAUCCAACCACGGACGGCGGUCUCGACAAUGCCUCUCUCUACUACGUGGGCGCAGCGACGGUGAUCAUAGAAUGGGCAGGGAUUCGAAUCAUGACUGAUCCCAAUUUCAUCCAUGCGGGCAAUCACGCCCACUUUGGUGCAGGGCUUUCGAGCGCGCGGCGCACCAACCCGGCGGUAGAGCUGCAUGAUCUUCCCCGGAUUGAUCUCGUUUUACUAUCGCAUCUUCAUGGGGAUCACUUUGAUCAAAAGGUCGAAGCAUGCCUUCGACGUGAUGUCCCCAUCAUUACGACUCCGCAUGCCCGAGCCCAGCUCAUCGAUCGGAGUGACGACUCCUUCACCAAUGUCUCUGCUCUCCGGCCGUGGGAGGUUGGUCUGGUCGAGAUUGGGGGCACGGGAGGGACCAAACGACCAUUGCUGCGUAUCACGGGGACUCCUGGACAGCACGUCCCCCGCAAUACCGUUGCUGAGCUGCUCAAUAAAUGGGCCCAAGCGAUCCCACCCAACAAUGGCUGGAUUCUCGAAUUCGGCACCAGCGCCAACUCGCACGACAUGACCGACUUUACCUCGGGAUACCGAAUCUACAUCACGGGCGACACCCUCAUGAGCGAGUCUCUGAAUCCCAUCCACGAACGAUGGAAUCCCACCCACGAACCCAUCGACCUGAUGCUCGCGCAUCUCGGUGGAACCAUGAUUCCCUCGCCAGCGGUCUCCCCGCUCGCCUUCCAGGUCUCGAUGGAUGCGGGCCAAGCGGUGCGGUUGAUCAAACUGAUGGAACCGACGGUCAUGAUUCCUCUUCACUUUGAAGAUUAUGUCAACCAGACGGGCUCAUUGGCUGAGUUUUUGGAUCAGAUGAAGCAAGCAGGGCUGGAGAAGAAGCUGAUUGUGUUGGAGAGGAGAGAAAGUUUUGGCUUUCGGGUUCGCGGACAGGUGGGACGAGUGAGGGCGGAGGAGGUGUAUUUUGGGGGAGGACAAAAUAUUUGA
This is a messenger RNA of Penicillium oxalicum, 1089 nucleotides long. RefSeq names its product MBL fold metallo-hydrolase. The record is from RefSeq and is a predicted model, not a curated record. The transcript is spliced from 5 exons. The coding region runs from base 1 to 1089 and encodes 362 amino acids. NCBI's taxonomy places the organism in Eukaryota, Fungi, Ascomycota, Eurotiomycetes, Eurotiales, Aspergillaceae.